CUGCGUAUCACGUGUGCUCAGAAUGCACUCUAAACAGUCUGGUGUGGGGUGACAGUUAAAGGCCUCUUUGCAGAGAGCUAAACAGAUCCCAGUGCAAGCAAGUGUCAAGUGUGUCAGAAGACACUGGGAUAAACAAAACAACCUUUUCUGUUUGGAAAUCCGACGCGCAGUUAAGGAAGUCAACAGUUUAAAGUGGAUCCAUCAUGGCAGCCGCCCGUGUGUCCAUGCCGGGUGCCACAGACACCAACCUGGAAUUUGCUGACUACAGUCUCUAUAGCAACCUGUCUGAUGAUGAACUCAUGCAGCUGGCAAUCGAGCGAAGUAUCUCCGAUGCCCAGAACUCUGGGUCAGGCAACGAAAACUCAAAGACCCCCAUUGCUCUAAACAGACGAGCAGGCCCACGCCAAGCUCCACCAUCACACCCAGAACCAGUCGCGUGUCCCGCCAAUCCACCCAGAACAAUAAACUCAGAUGAUGUGAGCUCAGUGAGCCACUUUGUGACUGGUUAUGGCAAGCGAAUGGUGGCGUACCGAAAAUACGAUGGAAGUAUGCAAGUCGUCCCUGAGCCUGAAGAGGAGAUUGAGCCUAUUGUUAAGGCCAUUUCGGAAGGAGAUGUGGGAUCAGUGAGACUGUUGGUUAAGCAACCUGGGUGCAACCUUCUUAAACCAAAUAAAGAUGGAUGGAUUCCUUUGCACGACGCUGCAUAUUAUGGACAAGAUCAAUGCAUUAAAAUUAUCCUAAGAGCUCAACCUGGGAUAAUCAACCAGCGCACUUUGAAAGAGCAGACUGCCUUAAUGUUGGCUGUGAACAGAGAACAUCUUGCAUGUGUGGAGUGUCUUCUGGAGAAAGGAGCUGAUCCUGAUAUUGCCAACAAAGAGAGGGAGACUGCCCUUUACAAAGCUUGUGAGAAGGAGAACCCAGCGAUGGUUGCCAUGUUACUAAAUUACGGCGCCGCUGUGAAUAAGAGCUGUAUUCAAGGCUGGACGGCUCUUCAUGAGAGUGUAUGCAGGAACAAUGUGGAAAUCUGUGAGAUGCUGAUGAAAGCUGGAGCCAAAGUCAGCAUGGCCAACAUGUACGGAAUCACUCCCAUCUUUGUGGCUGCCCAAAGUGGAAAAGUGGACACACUUCGCAUGCUUUUAAAAAAUGGUGCAGAUCUCAACAGCCAAGCUGCAGAUGGAGCCACAGCGCUGUAUGAGGCCUCUAAGAAUGGUCAUGAGAACAUUGUAGAGUUUCUUUUAUCUCAAAAUGCAGACGCCAACAAGCCAGGCAAAACAGGACUGUUGCCAAUCCACAUCGCUGCCCAGCGUGGCAAUGAUAGCAAAGACCUCCUCACUUUGGGGUGUACCAGCAAAAAUGUCAGGGCAACUAAUAUCAUAUCCAUGCUGAUCCCAGCCACGAGCAAGGCCAGAGUGAGACGUACAGGUAUCAGCCCCCUCCACCUCGCAGCGGAGCGCAACAGAAACGAUAUUCUUGAAGAACUGAUCGAGGCCGGCUUUGACGUCAAUGCCACGUUGUCUGAGGAUCGUUCUAUGAUGUAUGAAGAUCGACGCAGCACAGCUCUGUACUUUGCCGUUAUGAACAACAACAUCGAUGCUACCACUAUGCUCCUGAAGGCCGGUGCCAAUCCAAACCUGGACACGUUCAACCCGCUCCUGGUGGCCCUGAGGCAGGGUUGCAUCCAGACGGUGACUUUGCUGGUGGAACACGGCGCUAACGUCAAUGUCUACAUCCCAACUCAUCCAACUGCCUUUCCAGCAAGCGUCAUGUUCUGCAUGAAGUAUCUGCCGUUACUGAAGUACCUAAUGGAUAACGGCUGUGAUGCCUUGUCGUGUUUCAACUGCGUUUACGGCAGCAAUCCUCAUCCCCCUAUAAAGACUAGACGAAAUCCAAGAUAUGAUGCAGAUGAAUCUGUAGAAAAGACCUGUGUACAGUUCUGUGAGUUAAUCUCCACCGAAAACUACUCCCGCUGGGCAGGACCGAUUAUAGACGUGCUGCUUGACUAUGUUGGGCAUGUGAAACUCUGUGCAAGACUCACUGAACAUCUGGACAGUUACCACGAGUGGCAGGGCAUCAAAGAGAAAGCGAUGCCUCCACGCCCACUCAUGCAGCUCUGCAGACUGACAAUCCGCAAAAUGCUCGGGAUCAAGAGGCUGAAGAAAAUAUACAGGCUCCCGGUUCCUCCAAGGCUGAUCAAAUUCCUAAAUCAUCAAGAACGAGAGCAAGACCUUUAAGACUGCUUUUGAAUGUUGACUCUGCAAACACAGAGAGAAAAAUGUCAUUAGAAAAUCAUAUAUAUAUAUAUCUGUUUGCAGAAAUUGUUAGCUAAAAUGAUAGAAUAAAUUGUCAGUAUUUGUACAUAUUAAUAGUUCAUAUAGUUAAUAGUUAAAUAAAAUGCCAUAAAUGUUUAUAUGUAAUUAUAAGUAAUAAUCAGAAUUUAGGGAACAUGUAUUGGAAAGAUUUAGUAGUAGUAUAUAUUUUAUUUUGUCAGUAAAUGUAUGUUUUUUAUGUCAUAACUUUUUUUAAAUGUAGUAGAAAUGUAUUAAAAGUAUUAAGAAAUGUACUUAAUGCUUAUAUGUAUAGUUUUGUAUUUUUACUUUUACUUUUUUGCAAUGCGAAACAAAACUCAAAGAUUACAUCACAUGCUUUAAACUAUAAAUUCUGUUAUAUAACAUUUUUAAUUUGAAUGAAUUUCCCUGAGUCAGUCGGUGCUUUAUAAGGUACCGUGACAAUGCCUAUGUUUGAACUACAUCCAACAAAUCACUUAUCAGUAUCAAUCUACCAAUAAAAUGUCAAUUGUUAAC
Molecule: messenger RNA, 2801 nt
Organism: Puntigrus tetrazona (Sumatra barb)
Lineage: Eukaryota; Metazoa; Chordata; Actinopteri; Cypriniformes; Cyprinidae
Gene: asb2a.1
Product: ankyrin repeat and SOCS box containing 2a, tandem duplicate 1
Exons: 11
Coding region: 204-2231 (675 amino acids)
Biological process (GO): protein localization to ciliary inversin compartment; intracellular signal transduction
Cellular component (GO): ciliary inversin compartment
Molecular function (GO): protein binding
Source: RefSeq, a predicted model, not a curated record